UGACAUCAGGAAUGUUUCAUACAUUCCUCUUUAUUUUCGUGUGACACAGUUCUUCUCACCGUCCUCGACGACGACCUCGACCCAAAUGUCGUCGAGGAAGCUGAAAAAGGCUCCCCAUCCCCCUCCCUCCUUCAAGCCGCCACCGACGUCUGAACUGGGCUUCAUUGCGCACUCACCACCGUCGCCGACGCAGUCCAAUUUUCCCUAUUCAUUUCACACAUGCUAUCAGGAUCGCGCCGGCUACCGGACAGAGGCACGUUCCUCAGCCUCACUCUCCAGGUCAACUUCGCUGCCUUCAUCAUCCCCAAGACCUGGAACUGUUCUCAGCAUGAACAGUGGAACUACUCCGCUCAUCGCCCAUUUAGGUCCAAGGCAGGAAAGGCAAAGGCAAUUCGCAGUGGCGGCUGCUGGCAUGCCGGCACGCAAAUUAACCAAGCCUAGAAAGCAUGCAGAAGUUGCGACCGACCAAUAUGCUUCCCUUUCUUCUUCUUCACCCACCAUGAAUCCCUCUGAAAGCACCACUCUCUUGAACCCGGCUCUAUCGAGGAGACGUACGUCAAUCAACUGGAAUGUGGCGUGGUCUUUCAGUAGAAGAAGGAAAAGUGAAACAGUCCAGCCGCUUACCACGUCGAACAUACCUAUGGGGACGAAAAAAUUUAGUUUUGGACCUGAAGAUCACGAUUCAGAUGUUGAAGUAGAUGGUCCAUUGCACUAUCGUUCUCGUUCUCCCUCGCCUCCUCGUCGUCAAGUCUUUGAUUUAGAUCCAGCUCAGGACGAACUCCCUAUCUCGCGUCCCUCACAACUUCAGGCUCAACCUCCAAGUAACGAAGUAGCUCUACACCCCUCGUGUCCUCCACCACGUCCUCAACCGUUGUCACAGAAUCAACUUUUACCUCCUGAUUCUGACCAAUUCGGUGCUUCACAUCUACAAAGACGGUACAGUGCCCCCGUGUCACGAAGAUGGACAUUGGCCAUGGUCAUGACUAACCCGGACAUGGAUGAUGAGAGCUUUGUGAAGCAAGUAGAGGCCAUGAGAAGGGCAAGUGUGUUUGCAGAUCUCGACUCACCACCAUUGACUGGUUCCGAUGACGGAGAGGAAUAUUAUUACGGCGAAGCAUCACAUACAAGUGACUACUAUGACGACGAAUACGCGCUUUCGAUGGAGGAUGCAGCUUCCUCAUACUACCACACCUCCACGGAUACCCCCCUACACGUCCCCUCAGUACCCAACUUCGCCUCUCCACCUCCCGAUUUGUACGCCCCUUUGCCCUUCAACCCUCCAGCGGCCGAAAAUGAGUGGUCUUCGGCUCUUCAUGCCCUUCUUAUCACCCGCGAUCUCCUCAAGACCGAAAGAAAUUAUCUCGCUUCGCUAUUGAUUUUGCUCAACAGUUCGCCUUGCGCCGUAAACGCCUCGCUUUACCCCGAUGGUUCGGCGGUCUCGCACCAACCACAAUCGCCACAACUCCCAUGGCCUCACCACCCUCCACCGGCGCUCAUGCAUACUUACUUACUUUCUCUGAUCUCCACAGCCCACACCCUUAUUGCCAGGUUUGAAUCAGACCCAAGCGUCAUGGGUGCUGCUACAGCAUUCGUGGAAUGUGAAGAAGAGGUAGAGAGGGUUUUCGUUGGUUGGUGCGGGGUGGUUGGUGGUUGGUUUGUCGGUCCUAGGAAUGACGCUGCUAAGCGUAGGCGACUUAGUAAACCCAGGUUCCCCGAAGGGAAACUGACCCCAUCUCCAUCGUCAACCAAAUUAGCCAGCUCCCCAUCCCCUUCGCGCCGUAAGUCAUUCAAGUCCCUAUCAGGACAUACCACUCCUUCGUCAUCCACGUUGCGUUUGUCAGGCUCACCUCCAUUACCUGAUAUUCCGCCUUUGCCUUCCCCUCCCGUCUCCCCAGCUACGACGGUUGUUGUCAACAACGACAGUGCGCCCCCCAGAGUCCCCCGCGUCUAUCCUGUGAGGCCGCUGUCGAUAAUCACUCCCAUCGUGAACUCGACAUCUACAGUUUCGAAGGUUAGCGGUCUUCCAAUGGCAGACAAGCGCCCACCUAUGUCGCGAAUACUUUCGGAAGAGUGUGAUGCUAGGCCACUACCACCUCUCCCAAACGAGCAGUAUAAGGUACCAGAAAAUCGAGACCAGCAAGGUGAAGAAAAGGGAAAGGAGAGCAGGAUGCAGAAGACCAUUUCACGAUCCAACUCUGCUGUCCGACUACUGAGUUUGGUUGGAGUUGGGAGAAAGAGAACGGGCUUGCAAGUCAACGGUGGUGAGGAAAAGUCGACGAAGCCAAAGCACACAAUUUCUUCUAGCCCUCCCAAGGCAGGCCCGCCCAGUCGGAGCAAGAGCGUCUUGUUGUUUACUAGCUCCCGUUCGCGCUCGGAUCCAACAGCGCCCAAUACCAACGCAAACGAUGUAGGAUCAGGAUUGAAACGAAGUAUGUCAGAUUACUGGCGCAAAUCUGUCCUACCUGCGUUUCCGUACUCGCCUAGUAGCCGACACAAGGUUACUCAUGAGCCUAGUCUGGUACUACCGCCAUUGCCACCACUACCACCCCUCCCCCAGGUCUUUGUAAGUCCUUGUGUAGAAGGCCACGGGAACCGCGUUAGUAAUGGGCCGAACAGCGCUGCGACAAGUAGCGGGCAUGACACAGAUGAAGGAUUCUACUCCGCUGAAGGUGGCGUGCCUCCCUCCCGAAGUAAACCUACGUCUCCUAUGUUUCCCGUUAUAUCUCCUGUCAUUGGUGGUGCAGGCGGUGUGGUCAUUGACGCUCGGACGAACAAGAGAAUAUAUAGUGUUCGUGAUCUGGCAAUAUUGCCUGUACAGAGGGUUACUAGGUAUACUUUGUUGUAUCGGGACCUGCUUAAUCACACGCCCACUUCUUCGCCCUGCCGCCCUAUUCUUGAACGCGCGGUGGAAAUCUCUCAUCGCAUUGCACAGAGGUGUGAUAAGGCCCAGGGGAAUGCACAACUAUUAUUAGCUUCAAGGCCAGGACAAGGAAAAGCACGAGGAAGGUCAUGAUCUACUCUUCAUACGACAAGCAUGAAACGACUUCGCGACGACGUUAUUUGCAUCCCACAAGUUGAAAGUGCAUAUUUUGCUUGCAUAGCAUAUGGUUUAUCUCUCCACAAUCUGCCAGUCAAUUUUUAUCUGUUCUCGUUCCCAUUCUCAUUGUAAUAUCAGCCGUCACUUCUGCUUUCUCCUGCGUUGGUUGCUGUUUCUACUCGUCCACUGUACCUGUACCGAUCUUUUGUUUUUCUCAUUGUCAUAAAUCAUGCUCUCUUCCCGUCUCAACGCAACAAGACACGGGAUUCCGCAUUUCAGCCCUCUUCUUUCUUAACAUUUCUGCUCGACGUCGAAAUUGGCGAUGUGCCCUACCCCUUGCCGUAGACUUCGCUGGUGGGCUGGUGGGCCCUUAUGGUUUGGCAUCUUGUGAGGAUCGUAACUGUGAAGAUUACACCCGUCCCAUUUCAGAAAUUCUCCCUGAUUCGGUCUUUCCGACGUUUUCGUUGAUCAGGCUCUUUGUUAUGUGUGACUCCUCAUAACAUCUUCAAUCAAUAUAUCACGUUGGCGACGUGGCGCCUUCAAAUCUACCUAUCUAGGCUGGACCAGGAAUAUUGUCGCUCACUCAUAACCUCCGUUUUCUCCUUCACCACAACAUCACAGGGCCCGAUCCUGCCUUUCACACUAUUAGCAUUCCACUCCAUUUUCUUUCGACCUUUUUUCAUUCUGGACGACGAUCCUCCCAUUCAACCUUCGCAAAUAUUUGUCGUUUAUCUUGAGAAAAAAAACUUGUGUUCCUCCUAUCCUGUAGACCUAGACUCUUUUACGAUACGGCACUCUAUUCCAUGUUUGAAUCGUUGAAACGUGAUACCCCUCUGUCUCUCCAUUUCCUUUCAUUACAUUACUUACAAAGAGUCCUUGAUUGUCGAUACCAGCAUCACGGGAAUAUUGAUUUCUAUGGUGAUUGCUGAACUUUCAAAUAAUACCCAGCCUAGAUGAAGGUCGAUGGGAAGAGGAACUUAAUCGGCGUCUGUGGUAAGAGAAUAGCUGCAGAAUAUAAUUCUGGUAAACACAAAUUAGUUCUCCAACUCGCCUCGGGUAUGCCUCCACUCCACGAAACGACGCACGUUCUAUCUAUCCUCGUAGCGUCGUGGUUGAACGUGCACGAGCUUAUAUCUUUCGCGCCAUCAGGGAUGGGGCACGUUUCACCGGCUGCUGCUGCUGGCCUCAGUCAGUUCAGCGAAAAGAGCUCCCUCCAGAGUAUCGGGCGACCAGGCGCACAAGAUCAAACCAAAGAAACCUUUCGGGAUGGUGUUCGAUGAUGCAGGCGAUAACGGGAAGUUCGG
This is a messenger RNA of Marasmius oreades (fairy-ring Marasmius), 4341 nucleotides long. RefSeq lists its product as uncharacterized. Bases 86 to 3013 code for a protein of 975 amino acids. Gene Ontology annotation, molecular function: guanyl-nucleotide exchange factor activity. The transcript has 5 exons. NCBI's taxonomy places the organism in Eukaryota, Fungi, Basidiomycota, Agaricomycetes, Agaricales, Marasmiaceae. The record is from RefSeq and is a predicted model, not a curated record.